Molecule: messenger RNA, 3663 nt
Organism: Paramisgurnus dabryanus
Lineage: Eukaryota; Metazoa; Chordata; Actinopteri; Cypriniformes; Cobitidae
Gene: gpr146
Product: G protein-coupled receptor 146
Biological process (GO): G protein-coupled receptor signaling pathway
Cellular component (GO): membrane
Molecular function (GO): G protein-coupled receptor activity
Source: RefSeq, a predicted model, not a curated record
CCGCUCGAUUCGUAGUAAGAUCAUCAGCGUCCUCCCCUUUCCAGAACAAGCUGUGACCGACCACAGACGUCUGUACACCGCAUGCAAGUGUGUUUACUUUACAAAUCGGCUCUUUUAUCGAUCGCAUUUUGCUUAUUUGGUUUCACUUGAAGUCCGGGCUGUAUAUGUAGCGCUUUGGGAGCUUUUGGCAUAUUAUCUGAGGAGAAAUGUCAACGGAAAUACAGCAGAACCCGAUGCCUCCGUAGAGCUGUCCCCGUGCCAAGAGCUGGUCCACUGGUGAGUAGAUGAUUCAGAAACACAGAUUGGACACCUUUGGAAGUCUAGCAAUGUGGAGCUGCAUGGUUUACAACGAGACAGACGACAGCGUGGACCUCCGGCUCUGUCAGGACUUUGGACUCAUUCUGUCAGUCUUCUCUCUGGUGUACCUCAUUGUUUGCUUUCCUGUAGGCCUUUGCUACAAUGCCUUGCUGGUGGUGGUCAACCUUUCCAACAAGGUUACCAUGACCAUGCCCGACGUCUACUUCGUAAACAUAGCCAUCGCCGGCCUGGUGCUCAACCUGGUGGCUCCGGUGGAACUCCUGGGUCCCAAAUUUACUCGCUGGCCCAUGUGGGAGUACAACAACGAGACCUACAUCACCCUCCUGAUCCUCUUUAACAUUUCCUCCCUGGUCAUUAUGUACUCCACAACGCUGCUCAGUCUGGACUACUACAUCGAGCGGGCUCUUCCGCGCACCUACAUGUCCAGCGUUUACAACACAAAGCACGUCUGCGGCUUCAUCUGGGGCGGCGCCGUGCUCACCAGCUUCUCCUCGCUGCUCUUCUACGUCUGCAACCACGUCUCCACCAAGAUCAUCGAGUGCUCCAAGAUGCAAAACAAGGAAGCGGCUGACGCCAUCAUGAUGUUCAUCGGGUACGUGGUGCCGGCGGUGGCCGUGCUUUAUGCGUUCGUGCUAAUCCUCCGUAUCAGGAAGGAGUCCACCCCUUUGGACCAGGACUCCGGGAGGCUCGAUCCCUCGAUCCACAGGUUGCUGCUCGCCUCCGUGUGCGUGCAGUUUGUGCUUUGGACUCCGUAUUACAUGACCUUGCUAGUGCACACGGUGGCUGGAGCUCCCGCGAGGCAACACAACACCACGUACUUAUUUCUGAGAUGUUUAUCCGAGCUGCUCGCGUUUUUUAGUAGCUUUGCCAUUCCCCUCAUGUACAGGCAAAUGAACAAGAACUUCUCCCAUAAACUCCAGCGGCUACUAAAGAGGCUGCAUUGCAGGGACCAGUCGUGUCCUCACGAACGCUCGGCAAUACAGCAGGUGGUCACAUGAGCCGCUCUCUCUCACUGGCACUUACUACGAAAGCCACAGCGCGUGAACCUGGAUAUAUUGUGUGCUGAAAGGAAGUAUUUCGCUCGCCACAAGGAGUGGAAUGUGUCUCUGUGAAAUCUCCGUAACACUUAACGACUUAACUUUAUUUGUCCAUCUCUGUGGUAAAUGGGCGACCAAGAAGAAACCACUAAGUGCUGUUUUUGUGUAAGCUAUGUCUGUUCUUUUGAGUUCUCGGGCCUGGGGAAAAUGUCAACCCGGCUGUUGUCCCUUCCGAUGAAGGGGGGAGUUGAACUCGUGUAAUGUGUCUAAUCUGUUACAGGAUGUGCAGCAUAGCCUUUUAAUGUGAUGCUUUUAGACCAAUCUGUUCCCUUUUAGCUCAAGGCCAUAUUUUGCUCCAGGCUUUUUCUGUCGUGAUCCACAGCACCAUAAGCUUUUCAGUCUGGAACCGGUCACACUGGUAGAUGCUUGCAAACGCAAUAUAAUUACCUCAAUUUCACACACCAGCGGGCAUUACAUUGGAAUGGUCUAAACAACUUUUAUAGCACCCAGAAAUACCCAGCGAGACUGAUGUCAGGGAGCGGGAAAGAUGUGUGUUUGUGGGUAUGUUCUGGAUUGCUUGCUGCUAAGGUGAUGUGCAUCAUUACUGCACAGCUGCUCGGCCAUAUUAUUCCCAACUAAGAUAAUCUUAAACAAUCUUUAUAGCUAUUCAAGUAAAAGAUUCUGUUUUAGGUAAGCUAGUUAGAGAUUUAAUCUUUCCAAUCAUUAGUCUAUUACUACUGUAAUUAUUAAGUGCGCACCGUAAGUAAGCGAUUUACUGGCGUGUUUGAGAUCCAGAGGAUCCAGUUAAUCAUUAUUUCAAAAGUGAACCAAAGUUCUGUUGAUACAGUACUGAAUGUGUAUCGAAACAUGUUUGAAAGCAAACAAGAGAAUCAGAUUUAUAUAGGGUUUAAUGUAAAACUAGGGCUGUCAAAAGAUUAUUUGCGAUUAAUCGCAUACAAAAUAUAUGUGUAAUUAUUUUGUAUAUAUAAAUACACAUACAUUUAAGAAACAUUUACAUGUGUAAAUAUAUGUAUUUAUUUAGAUUUUUAUAUAUUUUAUAUUAUAUAUAAAUAAAAAUAUAUACAUAAAUAAAAUGUUCUUAAGUGUAUACAUGUAUGUGUGUAUUUAUAUAUACAUAAUAAUUACACACAAAUAUAUUAUGCAAACACAAAUUUUAAUUUGUAUGUAUUUUGACAGCCCUACAUAAAACCAUUGUAAAUUUGUCCUGACUAUAGUCAAUGAUUUGUCAAAAUAUUGAUUGGAUUUCGGGGCUUUUCAACAAAACUGAAACACAUUGGGAAAACUUUUUUUUUCUCUUGUCCGCCUAUGAAGAAAUGGCCUUUAUUCAGUUUGCAUGAAUGGUUAUAUGUAUAAAGGUAUGCAUAAUGCAAACUUGGAUAAUAUUAUAGACAUUUCCAGGAAAUAUGAUGCAUAACACAGUUUCAAGCUAGUAAAUGGCAUGCCAUAGAGUGCCACAGAGAUGACAUAUUUUUGUAGGCCAACCCGGAGGCAAGCAGGACGCUGGUUCUCUCGCUAAAAAGGCAAUUUUUCCAUAGACUUUUGGAUUAUUGCAAAAAAUAAGCUUUUUGUUUAACAAAAGUUAAAGGCACUUAUACGUUUUUCCAACAAGUUAAUCUUUACAGAUUAAUGCAUUUUAAGAUGUAAACGUGUUUACUAGAAAUAUAAAAAGGCGAUCAUAAAAGUUGUGUUCAUCUGUGAAGACUAACUUGUCAUAAACUUUUUUACAAACGCAGAUCUUAUUUAUUGUGAUAAUCCAAAAGUCUAUGAGGAAAAUCAAUGUUUUUUUGUUUUUUUUUGCAAGGGAACCUAUAUACGCUAAUAUUAUUAACGUUAGCCUACAAAAAAUUACGUCAUCCCUGUGGCACUCUAUUACGAAAACGUCUUUCAUUUUCUUGGCAUUGUGCCAGUGGAUGCAAAAUGAGUAUAUAGAUGAGAGAAAGCACUAUAUGUAAAUGGAUGAGUGCAAAGUAUCAUUAAAAUCCACUUACGUGAGCAAGAGAGAGAAUGUAUUUAAAGUCAUGAAGGGGAAUGGAAAUGGUUUGCUCAAUCAUAAACGAGAAUAACAAAAAUCGCAAUGUUACGGCUGUGAUUAGCAUGCUAAUGCCAGUAUGUAUAAUAUUAAAAAUAUGUAUAUAUUGUACUUUAGAGAUUUACUGGAUUAAAGACAGACAUGCCAUUUUAGAUGACAGUAUUAUUUUCUCAGAGAUUUAUUUAGAUACUAAAGUGUCAGUCAUUCUGUGUCCCAUACUGAGUCAAAAGUCGUGUUCAAUAAACUAACAUAAAUAUA